AUGCCCUCGGACUUCAUCUCUCUGCUCAGCGCCGACCUCGACCUCGAGUCCCCCAAGUCCCUCUACUCUAAGGAAUCUGUCUAUGACCUUCUCCCAAAGGAGCUGCAGUUACCACCUUCCAGAGAAACAUCUGUAGCAUCCAUGAGCCAAACAAGCGGUGGCGAGGCAGGUUCGCCGCCUCCAGCUGUAGUUGCUGCUGAUGCUUCUUCAGCUCCUUCCUCUUCCUCCAUGGGCGGUGCUUGCAGCUCCUUUACCACCUCUUCCAGUCCUACCAUUUACUCUACCUCAGUCACCGACAGCAAGGCUAUGCAAGUGGAGAGCUGCUCCUCAGCCGUGGGGGUAAGUACCAGAGGGGUAAGUGAAAAGCAGUUAACCAGUAACGCAGUCCAGCAGCAGCAGUCAACGCCGAAGAGACACACAGUCCUGUACAUCUCGCCACCACCUGAGGACUUGCUGGACAACAGUUGGAUGUCCUGCCAGGAUGAGGGGUGUGGAUUGGAGUCAGAACAGAGCUGCAGUAUGUGGAUGGAGGAUUCACCCUCCAACUUCAGUAACAUGAGUACCAGUUCCUACAAUGAUAACACUGAGGUGCCACGUAAAUCACGCAAACGAAAUCCAAAGCAGAGGCCAGGGAUCAAACGUCGAGAUUGUGAAGAGUCCAACAUGGAUAUAUUUGAUGCCGACAGCGCCAAAGCGCCUCACUAUGUCCUUUCUCAGCUCAGCACGGACAGCAAAGGCAACUCAAAAGCAGGAAAUGGAGCAUCAGAGAACCAGAAAGGAGCUGGAGGGAAGAAGACCCCAAUGUUGUGUGGUCAGUAUCCGACUAAGAGUGAGGGGAAGGAGCUGAAGAUCGUGGUACAGCCAGAAACCCAACACAGGGCUCGUUACCUGACUGAAGGCAGCCGAGGCUCAGUGAAAGACCGGACCCAGCAAGGCUUUCCAACAGUCAAGCUGGAAGGUCACAAUGAGCCGGUGGUGCUGCAGGUAUUUGUGGGUAAUGACUCCGGUCGAGUGAAGCCACAUGGGUUCUACCAGGCCUGCAGAGUUACUGGGAGAAACACUACCCCUUGUAAAGAAGUGGAUAUAGAAGGAACUACUGUUAUUGAGGUUGGACUGGACCCAAGCAACAAUAUGACACUUGCGGUUGAUUGUGUGGGGAUACUGAAGCUAAGAAAUGCUGAUGUUGAAGCUAGGAUAGGGAUUGCUGGCUCGAAGAAGAAAAGCACACGUGCUCGGCUGGUAUUUCGUGUUAACAUCACUCGCAAAGAUGGUUCAACUUUGACUCUUCAGACACCCUCUUGCCCGAUUUUGUGCACUCAACCAGCAGGAGUUCCAGAGAUCCUAAAGAAAAGUCUGCACAGUUGUUCAGUGAAGGGUGAAGAGGAAGUUUUUCUGAUUGGCAAGAACUUUCUAAAGGGAACAAAAGUGAUUUUCCAAGAGAACGUUUCUGAUGACAAUUCAUGGAAGGCAGAAGCUGAAAUUGACAUGGAAUUAUUUCAUCAGAAUCACCUUAUUGUGAAGGUGCCACCAUAUCAUGACCAGCAAAUAACCUCAGCUGUUUCUGUGGGAAUAUAUGUUGUGACCAACGCUGGAAGAUCACGUGAUGUGCAGCCAUUUACAUACACUCCAGAUACAUCUGGUACUCUGAAUGUUGAUGUGAAAAAGGAAAUCUCCAGCCCAGCCCAACAUUGUUCUUUUGAAGAGGCUAUAAAAGCAGUGAAAGCCACUGGUUGUAACCUGGAGAAGGUCAACAUUCUUCCUAGUGCCUUGAUAACUCCGCUUAUACCAAGCAGUAUGAUUAAGAAUGAAGAUGUGGCUCCAAUGGAAGUAAGUGCAGAAAAAAUAUCUCCCCCUGUCUUCAAGGCUUCAAGUGUGGUUGGACCAACUCAACAAACGUUGGAAAACAGUAUGUCUGGCAUAUCAACUUCUGCUUCCCAUUUACCUUCUGAAAAUGAAAACCAGCAACAAAUACAGCCGAAGGUGUAUAGUCCAGAGACACUAACUACUAUCCAAACACAGGAUAUUUCCCAGCCUGGUAGCUUUUCAGCAGUCUCAACUCCAGGUCAGCUGCAGAACAGUGAUGCAUUAUUGCAGCAAGCUGCACAGUUCCAAACAAGAGAUGCCCAAGCCAGGGAAGUCUUGCAAUCAGAUGGCACAGUAGUCACUUUGUCACAGUUAACUGAUCCAUCACAACAACAACAGUCUGCACUCUCAGAACCAGCACAGGCAUUGCAGCAACAGAUUUCAUCAAGUAUUUUCUCGUCAGCAAGUGGUGUGAGUCAGUUACAGAACACUAUCCAGCAACUGCAAGCUGGAAAUUUUCCAACAAACACUGCCACUGGCAGCAAUAGAAAUGUAGACUUGGUGCAGCAGGUGCUGGAAGCUCAACAGCAGUUAUCUUCCGUUUUAUUUUCUGGUUCAGAUAGCAGUGAGGAUGUUCAAGAUCAGCUAAAUGCCGAUAUCUUUCAGCAAGUUAGCCAGAUACAAAAUAGUGUAAAUCCUGGCAUAUUUUCCUCAUCAGACACAGCUGUCCAUUCCAGACCAGAGAACCUUUUGCCUGGACGAGCUGAAAAUGUUCACUCACAGCCUGAAAAUGCAUUGUCCAGUCAACAGCAACAGCAGCAGCAGCAGCAGCAGGCGGCUAUGGAGACUUCUGCAGCAAUGGUGAUAGGAAUCCAACAAAACAUUUGCCAGGCUGCAACACAGAUGCAGUCUGAUUUGUUCUCCUCAACAACAUCAGGGAAUGGAGCCCUGCAACAGUCACCUGUUUACCAGCAGCCUUCCCACAUAAUGAGUGGGUUAUCAACAAGUGAAGACAUGCAAAUGCAGUGUGAAUUGUUCUCUUCAUCUCCUGGUGUUUCUGGAAGUGAGACUACUCCUGCUGCUCAGCAGCAGGUCUCCAGCAAUGGACCUGCUAUGUUUCAGACCUCAAAUUCUGCAGAUGGAGAAGAAGCUUCAGGACAGAAUAAACAGAUGCAAAGCACUGUAUUUCAGACCAUGGUUCAAAUGCAGCAUAGUGGAGAAAGUCAAUCUCAAGUUAAUCUCUUUUCAUCUACUAAAAGUAUGAUGGCUGUUCAGGCAAGUGGAACUCAACAACAAGGAGGUGGUCUGUUCCAGCAGGGUGGAGAAAUCAUGUCUAUUCAGUCAGGAAGCUUUAUGCAGCAAUCUCCACAUUCACAAGCUCAGCUUUUUCACUCUCAGAAUCCUAUUGGUGAUACUCAGAAUAUAUCACAAGAAACACAAGGCUCUAUUUUCCACAGUCCAAAUUCCAUUGUCCACAACCAGACCAGUGCCAAUUCCUCAGACCAGCUGCAGCCUCCAAUGUUCCACUCACAGAACACCAUGGGUGUAUUGCAAAGUUCUUCAGUUCCUCAAGACCAGCAGUCAGCCAACAUGUUCCUUUCCCAGAGUUCAAUGGGCAAUGCUGCAACUCAGGAAGAACAAAUGUCAUUCUUCACAAGCCCAAAUUCCAUUUCUCCUCUUCAGACAGCAACAAACACUGAACAGCAGACUUCUUUCCAGCAGCAGACACAGAUAUCUCAUAUCCAGAGUAGUAUGCUUCCCCAGGAACAGCCACAGACUCAGCCUGCUCAGCAAGGUUUGUUUCAGUCUCAAGUGUCACUAGGCUCCAUGCAAUCCAGUUCAGUUCCUCAGAACCAGCAAGGAGCUAUCUUCCAGCCUCAGCAUUCAAUAGUUGCUAUUCAGAGUAGUCCUCCAUCCCAAGAACAGCAGCAGCAACAACAGCAGAAUAUGAUGUUCAGUAAUCAAAAUGCAAUGAGUACAAUUGCUUCUCAAAAGCAGAACAUGAUUUUCAAUCCAAACCAAAAUCCCGUUACCAGUCAGGAUCAACAAGGCCAGUCCAUUUUCCAUCCACAGACUAACAUGGCAUCAAUGAACCAGGAGCAGCAGCCCAUGCAAUUCCAGAGUCAGACUCCUGGAUCCAGCCAGGCUGAAGCACAGCAGCCAGCCAUCUUCCAUAAUUCACCCCAGAUUCAGUUGGUCCAAGGAUCACCAAGUUCUCAAGAGCAACAAGUCACCCUUUUCAUCUCUUCAGCUUCCAUGUCUGCCUUGCAGAACAGUAUGAGCCAGCAAGAGCUGCAGCAGUCUCCUAUGUAUUCGUCUCAAAACAGCAUGGCAGGAAUGCAAGGAACUGCUUCUCCUCCACAGCAACAAGCUUCUUUAUUCCACAACGCAGCAGGAGGUGCUAUCAACCAGCUGCAGAAUUCUCCUGCUUCAUCUCAGCAAACAUCAGGAAUAUUCCUGUUUGGCAUUCAAAACAACUGUGGCCAGCUGCUAACUUCUGGACCAGCGACGUUGCCCGAUGAGUUAAUGGCUAUAAGUCAGCCAGGUCAGCCACAGAACGAGGGACAAGCAGCCGUGCCAGCGCUUCUCUCCCAGCAGAUGCCUGAGACAUCUCCACUACCUUCAGCUAUGGCAGCCAACCAGAAUAUUGAGAAAAUAGAUGAUCUGCUUGUGUCAUUGCAAAACCAGGGGAACAAUAUGUCUGGCUCCUUUUAAUUGGUCAAAAAUUCUGUGAAGAAAAAAGUGAUGAUUUCACAGAUCCUCUCAGACCUUCCAGCUCUGGAUUAGGUUGUGUGGAACUGAUUGCUUUUGUCAAAGAGUAGCCCUCCUUUUUAAAGAGCACACACAUGGCCAAUUGCAGCAUCUAGCACCUAAGGCUAUGACCAUAGUAUUUGGGAUUUGUAGUGCCAAUAAUGCUGAAAAGCUAUGCUUUGUUUUACUAGGGCAUGG
Molecule: messenger RNA, 4752 nt
Organism: Melopsittacus undulatus (budgerigar)
Lineage: Eukaryota; Metazoa; Chordata; Aves; Psittaciformes; Psittaculidae
Gene: NFAT5
Product: nuclear factor of activated T cells 5
Exons: 14
Coding region: 1-4518 (1505 amino acids)
Biological process (GO): calcineurin-NFAT signaling cascade; regulation of transcription by RNA polymerase II; cytokine production
Cellular component (GO): transcription regulator complex
Molecular function (GO): RNA polymerase II cis-regulatory region sequence-specific DNA binding; transcription factor binding; DNA-binding transcription factor activity, RNA polymerase II-specific
Source: RefSeq, a predicted model, not a curated record